Molecule: messenger RNA, 2713 nt
Organism: Pararge aegeria (speckled wood butterfly)
Lineage: Eukaryota; Metazoa; Arthropoda; Insecta; Lepidoptera; Nymphalidae
Exons: 3
Coding region: 65-2092 (675 amino acids)
Source: RefSeq, a predicted model, not a curated record
AAAACUGUGAUUAGCGGCCUUUAUCAGUGCUUCCCUGAAAUAUUGCAUGUGACUGAAACUCGAAAUGGCUUUGGGAAAGAAUAGUAAGCUGUUGUGUGGCCUUCUGAUUUGCUUAAUAAAUUCAGCAAGCCCGACAUCCGAUGCAGGGAAACCAAAACUGACUACAAAUACAGCUUAUGAAGGAAAGUCAAAUCCAAACAAUUUUGCCACUAUAUUUUCACCCCGGAUGGACUUUGAUCAAUGGAAACCGUUGACUGGACGCGGAGAUCCUUUACGUAAUGAUCCGACUUAUGAUUACGAACCACCUGUGCUAGAAAAAGUACAUUAUUGGGCAGAUGAUAGCCGCAUCGAAAGAGAAAAAAAUUCAGAACGAAAGUCCGAAGUUUUAGUGCUUGGAAUUUCUUCUCGGAAACCUAGUGUUGCCUCCAGACCACCUAUGCCACCAAGAAGGCAUACGAGACCACCUACAUUUCCAUCGCAAUAUGAAGAUUUCUCUUAUAAGUUUGGGAAUAAUUUCCCAAUGACUAUUCUGGUGCCGCCACCACCGCCUCCGCCUGGACAUAACCCAUCUUUAUUUGUUAUUUCCCAAGAAAAAGUGUUGAUUCCUACACCUCCUUCUAGAUUAGAAAAUGUUGAUGUAACUGCAAUUACAAGAGACACUACAACAGUUCCAGAACUUGUCACAUCGUAUGCCCUGCAAGAAGCUAAUCUUGUAUAUGAAGCUUCAACAACCAAACAGAACUGGUUCCACGAUUACAAUAAAACAACAAAUUUCCCAAAUAAUACUGUAAGCAGCGAUUACGCGGGGUGGGGUCCAACAACACCUUUUGAAGACGUUAAUGAUUCACACAAUAUGAUAUCAUACAAAGAUCACCAUAACAUUGAAUUCACUAAAGAACCUCUUUUUUACUACAAACCUAUGCUUUCGGAAGCCCCACCUCCCCCUCGCGCACCCACAAGUUCUUUAAUUCUAUCCACAUUUCUACCUACUGCUUUACCUCCAACACAAAGCAAUACUGAAGAGACAUGGCCAUCUAGAGAAACGACUCUAGAAACAACAACGGAAACUACAAACUAUUACACAGAAACAACUACGGAAAAAAUAAUCACUGAAACGGUACCUUCCACUCCAAGACCGUUGCUUAAACCUAAACCGAAUAUGAUAGACAUGUUGGGUUCAAUGAUUUCCAUGCCAAUGGUUACAGAUCCGGAUAGACCGGAAGAUAAUUUAUAUGCUCAUGCAUCUGACACUAUACAAAUAUUCAAGGAACCUUCAACAGAAGAUUUAGCCAACUUAGAAAUUAUGCAAACUAUGCAACCUCCUCCAGUUAAAUUCCCAGAAAAUACUACGCCACACCUGAUUGGUAAAUUUAAUGUAAAACCACAUGAUUUAAAUAAUAUGCUCCACGAGAAACCUGUGAUGCAUACGCAUGAUCCCUAUCUUCACAUGCGUUAUACUACCCCAAUGUCUGCUACCGUAGCUCCGUCCCAGGCUGACAUUCGGUCUACAACUGAAGCACAAUUAUUACCCACCUACUUAAUCAUACAAGGACAUUCAAAAGUUAAAACCUAUGGAUCCAAACCAAAAAUAAGUGGCACUAUUACUAACGAAAUUCCUCAUCCUAAUGAAACAACUGAAGUAAAGCACUUACAUCCAAUUAAGGAUAAACACGCAAAAAAAUCUGAUAAAACAAAUAAGAAUAGAGAGGCCAGGACACAAAAUUUAAGAUCAUUGCUGGAUAACGGUUUAGGAUCAAUAGAAAUACAAGAGACUGAUGUAGGUAUAAAGUACGAUGUGAGUGAUGGAAGUGAGGUGCCGGUAGAAAUAUACAGAAAAGGUAUUGUUGAUAAUGAUGAAAAUAAUUAUUCUAAAAGCAACAUCAAAGAAAAUCGUAAUAAGAGGCAAAUAGACCUAGACACUAUACUGUCUUUUGAUGAAGAUUCGUUGGAAGAUCUUGUUUACAAUUUUUUUAAUAAUAAAAAGAAUGAAACAGGAAUGAGUGGACUAAUAGCUCAAGCUAUAGCUGAUAGUUCAAAGUCUAUAGAAAAUAUUGAAAAUGACAAUGAUCAAGAAGAAAAUACAAAUAGAUAAAUAUUUUCUAUAACAACCCAUAGCAUCAAUUAACACCAAUUUUAGACAUGGAAUUACAUUAUAGAUAUACCCACUUAUCAUCUCUUUAUUAUGACACCCAUUUAUUGAGAUACUGACAGAAAUAUCAUUCAACGACUGCAUUGCAUCUGCAAAAAACAACAAGUUUUUUUUUAUUAUCCAAUGUCACAAAAAUUUGCAAGUACAAGAGUGCUUGUGUUACAUAUAUAAUCAACGCUAUGGAUACAAAACAUUCUGAGAGUCCUGGGACGGACAAACGUCUAUUGCCCUAAUGCUAGCACGCAUUUCACCUCCUUUUCGUCAAUGUGCACUGAUCUUAAUUAGUCGCUCGAACCAUAAGAUGGAUAGACGUUAGAUAGAGAUCAGUAUCAUUACCUGAAUGCAAGGUAAAGUUUCCCUAUAUGAAAGCAUUAGGAUGAAGAAUGACAGAGUGAAUUGGAAACGGAGAGUCAUCGCAUUACAACACUGAGAAGACCACGAGAUUUCACUGUCAAUAGUUAAACGAAUCAUUUACGAAGAAGACCUACCUACAUUAAAAAUGAAUAGGUAGGUAACCAAAAAUUUUCUGUUUCUUCAUACCAAUAUAGUCUUAUAUCUCAUGAG